Molecule: messenger RNA, 1891 nt
Organism: Mesitornis unicolor (brown roatelo)
Lineage: Eukaryota; Metazoa; Chordata; Aves; Mesitornithiformes; Mesitornithidae
Gene: DZIP1
Product: DAZ interacting zinc finger protein 1
Exons: 14
Biological process (GO): cilium assembly
Cellular component (GO): cytoplasm; ciliary basal body
Source: RefSeq, a predicted model, not a curated record
GACGUGGCGGCCUUGCAGGAGCACCUGGAGCACGUCACCUUCUGCAGCGCUGAGCGGGAGUGCUGCCCCCACUGCCAGGGCCCCGCCGACCCGCUGCUGCUGAAGCUGCUGCGACUGGCCCAGCUCUGCACCGAGUACCUGCUGCACUCGCAGGAGUACCUCAGCGCCCAGCUCGGCAACCUGGAGGAGGCCCUGCGGACAGCCCAGGCCCAGCGCGACCAGCUGGGCAAGGAGGUGGCUCAGCGCUUGCAGGAGAUCAAGGGGCUCAAGGAGGAGUGCCGCCGAAGGAAGAAGAUGAUCAGUACCCAGCAGAUGAUGCUGGAGGCCCGAGCCAGCUAUCACCAGUGUCAGUUUUGUGAAAAGGCUUUUAUGAACUAUUCCUUUUUACAAAGUCACAUGCAAAGGCGUCAUCCAGAGGAAUCUCAGAUUGAGCAGAAGAGGAAAGCAAAGACAGACAAACUGCAGGAGGAGAUUGAUAAACUGAAGGAGCAGUUGCAGCUCACCAAGUCGCAGUUAGAGGCUGAACAACAGGCUAAUGUGGUCCGGUUUUCUAAGGAAUGUGAACAGCAAAAAUCAAAAGAAGAGGAAAUUCUACAGUCAUUUCAUAAAUGGAAAGAGGAGGAAAAAGAUAAGUUGGCUGAUGAAAUAGAAAAAGUUAAAGCAAUGUUUAUGAAAGAGCUAAAGGAGUUGUCUUCAAGAAAUUCAGCACUAGAAAAUCAACUGUUAGAAUUACGGAAGUCCAAUAUGCAACAAAAAUCCAAUUUAGGGACACUGAAAGACAGCGAAGAAUUUACAGAAGAGAAACCUCAGAGUCCUCAGGAUUAUCACAACGUGGUUAAACUUCUUGAAAAACAGGAGAGUAAGUGGUCGUCUAGAAUACAAGCCCUUCAUCAUGACCAUGAGACAGAAAAGUCCAUGCUACUGUCACAGAUUGAGAAGCUUAAAUCAUCAGUGAGAGAAGACUUGAAUAAAAAUAGCACCUUUUACAAAAGGAGGAUAGAAGAAUUGGGGCAGAGGCUCCAGGAGCAGAAUGAUCUGAUUAUCACUCAGAAGAAACAGAUAAAAGAAUUGUCCACAAGGUCAGUUGCAAGCAUUAAGCAAUAUGAUGUGAACACUACUGUAGAGCAUCUUGAAGAAUCUAAACCAAGUCAACCAGUGAUGCAUGAAAUUGAGAGAGGUGAUCAUAAAACAGGUAGAAGUAACCACUAUUUGAUAAAUGCUUUGAAGACUGAUCCUUCUUUGACUAAAGAAGUGCGAAUUGUUUUGGAGCAAGCCCUGGAGGAGAAGCUGGAAUCCUUGGGAAUUAAAGCAGGUGUUCGUGGUAUCCCAAAUGAUCACUUAAAUAAAAUUUUGCGUGCUAUCAAAUCUGCUAGAGAAUACAAACAGAAGCAAGAGCCUGACAUUCAGCGAAUCCGAGAGCUUCUUGAACGCCAAGUUAGCUUUAGGGUUGAAGAGAAAUCAUCAUCUUGUAAUAGAACUGUUUCCUGUCCUCAGCUUCCUUCAGAAGAUAAACAGAAGUUCAAUCAAUUGGGAGUUUCCUCAUCUGCCACAGCACGAAAACCAGCAAAACGGUCUUCAACAACUGUCCGCCCAGCUGAACAGAGAGCAGCCGUUCCCGAGAAUACAUCUACACCAAAAUCCAGGAAGGUUUUUGGAAAUGGAGUUUCCAGAAAGACCCCUAGUAUCACAACUCCACCAUUCAGUUCGGAGGAAGAAACAGAUGAAGAUGUUAUUAAGCAGUGUUACAUAUCACCAGAAUCAUUGCAAAAGCAGUCAAAACCAUCAAGCAGCAAAGUCAGUGCUUUUCAGAGGGUUUCUAGCAAAAGCGAUAUGGUUGGGACGGAGGAAAGUGAAAUUGAAGACACUGGAACGCCUGCGAAAACUUCAAAAG